This is a messenger RNA of Nematolebias whitei (Rio pearlfish), 1820 nucleotides long. It is a transcript of the gene flvcr1, whose product is annotated as FLVCR heme transporter 1. Bases 183 to 1820 code for a protein of 545 amino acids. Lineage: Eukaryota; Metazoa; Chordata; Actinopteri; Cyprinodontiformes; Rivulidae. The record is from RefSeq and is a predicted model, not a curated record. The transcript is spliced from 11 exons. Gene Ontology annotation, molecular function: heme binding; heme transmembrane transporter activity. Gene Ontology annotation, biological process: transmembrane transport; mitochondrial transport; erythrocyte differentiation. Gene Ontology annotation, cellular component: membrane; mitochondrion.
GUCCUGCGUGCGUCCUCACUCUGACCACUUCAUCGUGUAGACCCGUGCUCGUGCGUCUGCUCCACACCUGUCCAGGUGUUCGUGCUCAGGACCCAGAUGAGGAAGCUGCUCUCUCUCUCGCCGGUUCCUCUUCCUGCCUCGCAGCGCGCGCCUCGUGCCUCUCACGCAGAAAAGCCGCCGUCAUGGUCGCCGGGGAGCUCGUGCAGGAGCAUCUGCGCGCGGACCCCGCACCUGACGACACCACGGACUACAGCAAGAGUCCCGGACCGGACCGGGCGGCGGCGGCGGAGGAGUUCUUCACGAGCUACGGAGCGCGCGCGGAGCCGGAGCUCCCGCCGGAUGAAAGCGAGGCGAUGCUGCCGAACGGAGGAGGAGGAGGAGGAGGCGCGGAAGAAGAGGAGGAGAAGGAGGACGGGAGCAGGCUCCGAACCCAAGUGUACGGGCGCCGGUUCGCGGUGCUGGCCGUGUUCAGCCUGUACUCCAUGGUGAACGCGUUCCAGUGGAUCCAGUACAGCAUCAUCACCAACGUGUUCACCGGAUUCUACGGAGUGAGCAACGGCGCGGUGGACUGGCUCUCCAUCGUCUACAUGGUGGCCUACGUGCCGCUCAUCGUGCCCGCCACCUGGCUGCUGGACCGGAGGGGUCUGCGCCUCACGGCCCUGCUGGGCUCCGGCCUCAACUGCGCAGGCGCGUGGCUCAAGUGCGCAAGCGUGAGCCCGCAGCGCUUCGGAGUCACCGUGACCGCGCAGGUCGUGUGCUCCGUGGCGCAGGUGUUCAUCCUCGGCCUGCCCUCGCGCAUCGCCUCGGUGUGGUUCGGACCGCGCGAGGUUUCCACCGCGUGCGCCACUGCCGUGCUGGGGAACCAGUUGGGGACGGCCAUCGGCUUCCUCCUGCCUCCAGUGUUGGUUCCGAACACGCCGGAUGAUCCUGAACUAACAGGUCACAACAUCAGCAUCAUGUUCUACGGCACAGCUGCGGUCUCCACAGGCCUCUUCAUCCUCACCGUUAUAAUCAUUAGAGACAGACCACCUCUUCCUCCGAGCCAAGCCCAGGCCGUCUUACCAGGCGCACCACUGGAGGAUUAUUCCUACAAACAGUCUAUUAUCAACCUGAUAAAGAAUAAAGCUUUUGUCCUGCUGCUCAUCAGCUACGGUAUACUGACGGGCUCGUUCUACUCCGUUUCCACUCUUUUAAACCAGAUGAUCGUGUACUGUUACGAGGGCCAGGAGCUGAACGCUGGGAGGAUUGGUUUGACUCUCGUCGUUGCUGGGAUGGUCGGCUCCAUCCUCUGUGGUUUGUGGCUGGACCACACAAAGACGUACAAAAUUACCACUCUGGUGGUGUACGCCCUGUCGUUUGUCGGCAUGAUGGUGUUCACCUUCACCCUGAACCUCAACAACAUCUACCUGGUCUUCUUCACAGCGGGAGUCCUCGGUUUCUUCAUGACCGGCUACCUGCCUCUGGGCUUCGAGUUCGGGGUGGAGAUCACGUAUCCAGAGUCUGAAGGAACGUCGUCCGGACUCCUCAAUGCUUUCGCUCAGAUCUUUGGGAGCAUGUUCACUCUGAUCCAAGGCAGGCUGACCACAGACUUCAACCCGCUGGCUGGAAACCUCUUCCUGUCUGCCUGGAUCUUUCUGGGAGUGAUCCUCACCGCGCUGAUAAAGUCCGAACUGAAACGACACAACGUGAACAUGGAAGCAAACGGCAACAACCUGCAGGCGCUUCCUGUGGACCGUCCCGAGGACGGACCUCCUCCAAACAAGACCCAAGGAGUGAAGCUGGAGCCGUCGCUCAGCUUCUCCAGAGAGACUUCUCUGUGA